AUGGGGCUCACCACGCUAGCAGUCUUGACUGCCGUCGUGGCCUUUUUCUUCAUCAUCCGGGCUUUUACCUCAAAACAAAAGCUUGGCAAAUUACCUCCCGGUCCGAAAGGCAAACCUAUUAUCGGGAAUCUGCUUGAUCUACCUGCAGAAGGGGAACAAGAAUGUCUGCACUGGCUGCGACACAAAGAGCUUUAUGGCCCCUUGAGCUCCGUCACGGCCCUGGGCCAAACAGUGAUCAUCAUCAACGAUAGAGAUAUUGCAGGCCAAAUAUUGGAAAAGAACUCCGCUAAGCAUUCAUCUCGUCCUCAUUUUGUCUUCGCCAACGAACUCUCGGGAUGGGGCAAGACGCCCGUGAGUCAAGGUAACACAAGUCUCCUCCGCACAUAUCGUCGGGCGAUGGCCCGCGUUAUCGGAACACAUGCAUCAGCCUCGAAAUUUGACCAAUUGCUUGUUGUUGAGACUCGACGGUUUUUAUGGCGCGUACUCGAUCGUCCGCAAAACUUUAUAGAUCACAUCAGAACCGCCGCGGGAGCUUUCAUCUUGAAAGUCACCUAUGGAUACGAUAUUGUUCCCCACGGUAAAGACCCUCUGGUUAGCUUGGCAGAUUCGGCACUAGAGCAAUUCUCAAAGGCUAUGGUCCCGGGAGCAUGGUUGGUGGAUAUGAUUCCAGCAUUAAAGUACAUUCCAGAGUGGGCUCCAGGAUCAGGCUUCAAGAAGACGGCACGCUAUUAUCUUGAAACCCUCACAAAUCUUGUCGACCACCCCUUCAAGUUUACAAAAUACAAAAUGAGCCAAAACUCUCACAGGCCAUCGUUCGUAUCCGAGCUUCUGAGUCAGGGAGAGGAUGAAGACAUUGCAAAGUGGGCAGCCGUGGCACUAUAUGCUGGUGGAGCAGAUACAACUGUAGCCGCGUUGGAAGGAUUCUUUCUCGCGAUGACACUAUUCCCCGAUGUUCAACGCAAGGCACAUGAAGAAAUUGACCGUGUAUUCGGUGGCCCAGCUUUGUCUACAGUUGAGGACCGAGAAAGGCUGCCUUAUAUCAAUGCAAUUGUCAAAGAGGCCCUUCGUUGGCACGUUGUCGCUCCACUCGGCGUUCCUCAUCGAACCGAUGAAGAUGACAUCGUUGAUGGAUAUCUAAUUCCGAGAAACGCCGUUCUGGUGCCGAAUAUCUGGUCUUUCAACCAUGAUCCUGAGGUAUAUCCUGAACCAUCAGUAUUCCGCCCUGAACGAUACCUUCCGGAAGAGGGCCGGAAUGCCGAGCCUGAUCCACACUCCGCAAGCUUCGGUUAUGGACGUCGACUCUGCCCCGGCCGCAUUGUUGCCGAUACGUCACUGUUUCUGACUAUCGCGAAUGCGUUGGCUACCUUCGAUAUCACCAAGGGGGUCGGGGAAGAUGGCCUGGAAAUCGAGCCUCCUAUUGGCUUCACGCCGGGUAUUGUCAGUCACCCUUUGCCCUAUCAGUGUAACUUUACUCCACGGAGUGAAAAGCACAAAGCAUUGAUUCUGGAGUUUGAACGUGAAACUCCGUUUGAGAAUAGUGAUGCGGAGGCUUUGAGUGAGGCUCUCAAACGGAUGUAG
Molecule: messenger RNA, 1578 nt
Organism: Penicillium longicatenatum
Lineage: Eukaryota; Fungi; Ascomycota; Eurotiomycetes; Eurotiales; Aspergillaceae
Product: cytochrome P450
Exons: 7
Coding region: 1-1578 (525 amino acids)
Molecular function (GO): heme binding; oxidoreductase activity, acting on paired donors, with incorporation or reduction of molecular oxygen; iron ion binding
Source: RefSeq, a predicted model, not a curated record